AUGUCCGUUAAGAGUAUUAAUACCCUCGGAAUACUCCCGGGGCCCGUGGAGCUGCUGCUGUGCUGCGGCGACUUCCAGGCGGUGCGCAACGAGGCCGACCUGCGCUGCAUGGCCAUGCCGCCCAAGUACCGCCACAUGCAGACCUUCUACAGGUACUACUCCGGAGAGAAAAAGGCCCCCGUCCUCACAAUCUUCGUAGGGGGUAACCACGAGGCCUCCAAUCAUUUGCAGGAGUUAUCUUAUGGUGGCUGUGUAGCACCAAACAUUUAUUAUUUAGGUUUGGCUGGUGUAGUAAAAUACCGAGGUGUAAGAAUUGGUGGAAUCUCUGGUAUCUUUAAAUCUCACGACUAUCGAAAAGGUCAUUUUGAGAGCCCACCAUAUAAUUCAGCUACAAUAAGGAGUAUAUAUCAUGUGAGAAAUAUAGAAGUCUAUAAAUUAAAACAGCUGAAGCAGCCCAUGGACAUCUUCCUAUCUCAUGACUGGCCACGAAGCAUUUAUCAUUAUGGCAAUAAGAAGCAGCUUCUGAAGACAAAGUCUUUUUUCCGACAAGAAGUGGAGAAUAACACGUUAGGAAGUCCUGCUGCUUCCGAACUUCUCGAGCACUUCAGGCCGACGUACUGGUUUUCUGCGCACCUUCACGUGAAGUUUGCAGCCUUGAUGCAGCACCAGGUCAAGGAUAAGGAACAGACUGCCAAAUCAACCAAAUUUUUAGCCUUGGACAAAUGCUUGCCACACAGGGACUUUCUUCAGGUAAUAGAAGUGGAACAUGAGCCCGGGGCUCCUGCCUACCUGGAGUAUGACGUUGAAUGGCUCUCUGUUCUCAGGGCCACGAACGAGCUUAUGAAUGUGACUGGGCGUCUGUCGAACAUGCCUGAGAAUAAUGGCUUGCAUGCCAGGUGGGAUUAUAGCGCAACAGAGGAAUCGAUGAAGGAAGUCCUGGAAAGACUGAAUCAUGACCUCAGAGUGCCCUGCAACUUCACCGUGACGGCUGCUUGCUACGACCCUGGGAAGCCCCAGGCCCAGGUGCCGUUGGUGCACAGGAUCAAUCCUCAGACCACUGAGUUUUGUGCCCAGCUCGGCAUCACAGACAUCAAUGUCCGGCUGCAGAGCGCCAGGGAGGAGCAGUCGUGCGGUGACGAUGACGAGCAGGACGGUGGGCAGAGUGACUCCGGAGAGGAGCGCAGCGAGUACAACACGGACACGUCCGCCCUGUCCUCGUUUAACCCCGACGAAAUAAUGCUGGACGACGAUGACGAGGAGGACGAAGGCAGCAUAAAGAUAAUGUAA
Molecule: messenger RNA, 1287 nt
Organism: Sorex fumeus (smoky shrew)
Lineage: Eukaryota; Metazoa; Chordata; Mammalia; Eulipotyphla; Soricidae
Product: lariat debranching enzyme-like
Exons: 2
Coding region: 1-1287 (428 amino acids)
Biological process (GO): mRNA splicing, via spliceosome
Cellular component (GO): nucleus
Molecular function (GO): RNA lariat debranching enzyme activity
Source: RefSeq, a predicted model, not a curated record